AUGGAGUCACUCUCUAGGGGAAGUUUGGGUGCCAUUGAUGAAGAAGGGUAUGCAACCGCCCCCGAGUGGAUUUCUCUGGUUUCGCUUGAAGAAAGGUACAACACUGCUAUCUCAAGUUUUUCGGCGCAAGUUUUACAGGCUUUGGAAGCAGCUUCUCCAUCAGCACUGGCAAGCCAUCUCGAGAUCAUAUUGGAGGAAGUCUCUGCGCUUAUCCGGCAGCUACCGGACUGCGAAUCAUUAUUUGGCGGGUGCAAAGCCUAUUUCUUUUUCUUUGAGGUGGCCUCCCGAGAUGCAGCGACUACUCCGCUCUUGACAGCGAUCUCACGAGCGUAUUGGUAUUGUCUCAAUCUACUCUCGGCUGAGAUCGACGAUUUGUUUUUCAAGAAGUUGCCGGUGAACAGAGUCACACUCGCUGUGGUGCUUUUCUUGUUCGACCUGUACCUCUAUCUCCCUACUUCUCACCAUCUGGAUGAUGCGGUAAAUUCCAGUGGCGCACUACCUGCACUCUCGUUGUGGUUGUUAGUUCGUGAGUGCACCAUGAGCUCUGCUCAGGCCCAAGAAGAUUCGCGAAUUAGCAAGGAGAAGGAUUUUUGGGCAUUACUACAAGCUGUCUACCAGCAGCGUUAUUUCGACGAGCUAGCUCGUUGCUUCGUACGAAAUGAAUCGUGUGGAGGGUACCUGCGCGAUUUUACACCAAAGGUUUCGAAUGGCGACGGUAUUGAACACCGUGAAGAGAUACUGGAAAGCCAGCUAUUAGCGGCUGAGUCGAUGUGGGACCUACUUGCGGUACUCACGCGAGUAUAUGCGGACGAAGAAAAUAAGGAGGGCGGAGAGGCUAUGUAA
This is a messenger RNA of Phytophthora sojae, 843 nucleotides long. RefSeq lists its product as hypothetical. The record is from RefSeq and is a predicted model, not a curated record. The transcript is spliced from 2 exons. Bases 1 to 843 code for a protein of 280 amino acids. Lineage: Eukaryota; Oomycota; Peronosporomycetes; Peronosporales; Peronosporaceae.